AUGAUUAUACCGCCUUCCACUGUUGUGGUGGCAAGAGGAUCGGAUGCCAGUGGGUCUCGAGAUAUAGCACCUAACCCACUGGGUUUUAAUGUCUGCCCUUGGGAGGUGAUGUAUCCUCUGGGUCGAGUGCCUCCGGAGUACCCAGUAGGUGGCCUGGGACGUGGUUUUACGCAAAGUGAAAAGUGGUUACGAGAACUGUUGGUUUCGUAUGGUAUGCCUCAUCACUGGAGUUAUGCCAUACCCAACAGACUUGUUUCGGCUGUAAGUCACCCAUCAUCAUGGCGAUCUCUUUUUCGUUCUUCUCUGGAGUAUGGGUUUCGAUUGCCCCUGCCUACAUGGUUGUGUGUUGUAAUGCACCGUAGUAAGCUUUCAAUCGAUUCUGUUAGUCCUCGUUUUUGGACUUUCAUCUCUUGUUUUAUUCUGUCAUGUCGUCGAGUUGGGGUUCCACCAUCCCCCGAGUUGUUUUAUGCUUGUUUUUUCUUUCGUCAUGAUCGAGUGGCUUGGGAGUUGCACAAACGGAAGUCAGCCAAUAACCUUUGCACUUUGCUGAGCCAUCUGAAGGGGUCGUGGGAGACGGAAUUUUUUUAUUUUCUUGCCCCGCCUAGUGAGUUUACCUCCGGAGGUAUCACAGUCCCAGCUGACUGGAGUGAAGGUGUUACAGGUGGAUUUCAGGAUCCCGUGAUUGAGGGAGAGAUAGCUUUACAGCAUGAUCGGCUUCUCCGGGAGAGACCCAUUGAUAUAAGUACUCCUGGGGCUCGAGCAAGCUUGUUUCUUGCUGUUUAUGGUAAAGAUUACUCGCACUUUCAGAGGUGUAUGAGGAAUAGAGAAGUGCCAGCAGUGCCUCACUCGUAUGUCGGGGUGCCAAUUCGUGAGAGACCAGAUAAUCCCCCGCGUGGAUGGUCGAGAGUUCGUCAUGACCAGUCGAAGAGAACUCGUUCCUGGGUGAGAGGAUCAGGAGAUUCCCCUACUGGGAAGGGUCGCUCUGAGGGGAGAGCCAGAGAUGCUAAAGGAAAAACCCCAGUGGGCGGUAGGGGAACCCUGAAGCAUCAGGGGAGUCUUCAAGAGCCAGCAAAGGUGGAAUUUUGGCUGGUGGUGUCAUAA
This is a messenger RNA of Linum trigynum, 1101 nucleotides long. The record is from the annotation of a GenBank genome assembly. NCBI's taxonomy places the organism in Eukaryota, Viridiplantae, Streptophyta, Magnoliopsida, Malpighiales, Linaceae.